AUGGAUGAGGAGAACAUUCUUGAAUAUGGUGAGUGCUUAUCAUGUGGUUUAAAUAACAGCUUCAGUGUGAUAAAUCUACUCACAGACACCUGCACAAUUAUGAAUAUGAACCAUGGAAUGCAUGUUUCCAUCAUUCGGCACUUCUGCUGAAAAAGGCUUACUUUUGGGCGUAAUACCUAUCACGAGGAUCGUAAUCGCCAAUUUAUGAAUGACACACCUGGAAACACGCAUAGGGAACCCAACCCACAGUCUCUUCAUAGUGUUUUGAGUUGAAACGUCGGCAUCUGAAUCUCUUGAUGGUGUCAAAACAAUAAAACUGACAACAUCUUACUAACUAAAAUAACUAAAAAGUUUAUUUCUAGUAGAAGAUAAAAACGUUUCAGACUGAGGCUCGUUUUGCAAAGACAGACCUACAAUGUAGUUUGCCAACAUUAAUACAAAUGCAGUAUAUUUAACCCACAAGUAAUGCUACCCACGUGGAAAUGUCUACAACAUUUGACCAGGCUGAGAGAAAAUUUACCCCAAUUUAGAUUACAUUUGUAAAACAUUGUCUCGGUUUCAGCCAAGUAAAAUCGUUUCACAUGAAAGUGGCUAUCCUUUUCAACAAAAGAAGGUCAGAAAAUUUUCAGUUCAGUCCCACCUUUUUAGAGCCCUGUUUAAUUAAAUAAAGAUACAGGUUCAAGGGUUUUCAGGUUCUUUAACUAAAAUGCCACGUUCGUUUUUGCCUUAUUCACAUUUAUACUUUUUCCCUCACUUGCAUGUCGUGCCAUUUACUCAGUGCAUUUAUAUCACCUUUUUUUGUCUUUUAAUAGCUUCAACUAUCUCGAAGUUGGGCGUUGUUUCCCUUCUAUUAGAUUCUAAAGCUACAAUUACCCAUGAAGCUUUGACCAUGAUGCUGCAAAUUCCCUUGGUAGCCACGGACACUGGAUCCAGUCUUCCUGGCGGUGCAGAUCAUUUGAGAUAUGCUGUGAGAAUGGGUCCAAGCGAACAUGAUAUAUCAGCAGCGAUACAGGGAAUUAUUAGUUAUCAUAAUUGGACAAAUCUGCUUGUCAUGUAUGAUGGUGAGUUUACAAAAGAAGAGUUUUUUUUUUUUUCCGGCGGUUUUUUUUUUUUUUUUUUCAACAGUAUAAGAUUUUGGGAAAAUAUUCCCCUACCCCCCCCCCAAACCCCCUUUUGCCCCAUGAGAAUCGUCCAAAAAAUUGUUUGGGGGGGGGGUGAAAAUACUUUUCGUUUUUUUUUUUUUUCUUAUAUGUUUAUUUUUUUUUUUCCGGGGGUUUUUUUUUUUUUUUUGCAACAGUAUAAGAUUCUGGGAAAAUACUCACCUACCCCGCCCCCAAACCACCUUUUGCCCCAUGAGAAUCGUCGAAAAAGUUGCUUAGGGGAGUGGUAAUCAUACUGUUCGUUUUAUUUUAUUGUCAUGUCAGUUUAUAGACCUUAUUCACAAUACCAACCAUUUCUGCACGCGCAUUGAUAUGGGAUAAAAGCAAUGUCACGUGGUAUUUCAGGGGGCAAACAAGUGAUAACAUUUUCCAAUACGAGUAAUCGCGGUCGAGUUUGCUUAUACUCUCAGAGCGAGGGAGGAUUUAAGUCUUACAAAAUGUGCAGUUCGAGUCAGUUUUAACAAGUUUUAUGUCCGUAUGCCUGCUACUGCAUCCAGAAAAGAGACAAUGAUCACUUCCACUCAUAAUUUGCCAUUAUGGUCUUUAAGGUAAAAAGUUGUUCAUUUUCUGUUGUUUAUCAAUUUUUAUCACUCACUUUAGCAGUUUUUAUCACUCGUUUGCCCCGUGAGAAACCACGUGACAUGUGACAUUGCUUUUAUCCUAUCACGUGCAAAGAUGGCGGUUAUCGUUGAUAAUUAACAAUUAAUGAAUGAGGCUGAGUAUCUUAUGAAGAAUUAUGGAGAUCGAGGAGGGUGUUAAACAUGCUUACCUUCAUCGAUCCAUCGAUCUUAAGUUUAUCUUCCAUAGUGCACGUUUAGGUUUGUCCAGCUCGCAAAUAUUCUCCAAAUAGCAGAUGUCGCCCUUCGAGUUGUCUUCUUGCUGUUCUUGCCAUUUUUUUAGCUAUUUUUUCGCCUAGUUCUUACUCUUGAAACGAGUGAAACGACCGCCAUUUUUGUUUCCACAACCAAAACAACUCAACCCCGUCCCCAGGUCUUCUCGGUUAACGGUGCCUUAACCUCCACUAACGCUGCAUUUUUGACGUAAUUUCCUCGUUAAACACAAAAUUCUUCCAAAUUUGGUCAUCAGUAACUGGGUAUGGUAAAUUAAACGUGUGCUUUUAGCCAAUCAGAAUCGAGGAAAUAUUUUGAAUGAAUAAUAAGGUCUAUUAAUACAUCUCAAAAUUUGAACAAUAAAAUAAAUAUAAAUAAAUGCACAAAUAUAUGCAUCAAUAAAUAAGUAAAUAAACAAAUAAAUAAACUGAUAUUCUUUUCUUGUAGUUAGAUGGAGGCACUUGGCUCACGACUUUGUUCUCAGCCUUCCACCAAAAAUAAAGGUUACUAAACUACCGCUUGAGCUUGAUCAUCAUGGUCACGCCUCGAAAUUGUGUGAAGAAACCAAAAGAAAGCUUGUUGGCUUUCACGAUGCACCUAUCGAAGCAUUUGUAGUAUUCCUGGAAAAUCACUGGGUCGAGAGUAUUAUAAACCAGGUAUGGAGAAACGAAAAGAGGAGACAUGUUUUGUUAUCCCUUGCUUUUAAAUUUUUUCGUUUCUUUAGUUAGUUUUAUUUGUUCUUAAGGUGUUUCGAUACAGUUUUUCAGAGGCCAUACCGAUAUUUUUCAAUCGCCUUAAAAGUGGUUUUUUCCUUGUCAGAUCGCUAUAAAAUUUUUACCAGUAACUGGCUAUGGAUUGAGAUUUGUGAAAAUGUAGUUUUAAAUAAAAUCGAUAUUACUAUGACAACAAUAAACAAAAAACUUUGAAAUUGAUAAAAGCCAAAUUUUGUGUGAUCUAGACCUGCUACUGAAAAUCCAACACUAGGAACUUAAAGUUUGGUGUUUAGCAAACAAUCUCCGAAAGAAGUAAAAAAUUCUGCAUGUUUGAAUUCGACUAAACCGAAAAUAUAUUUCAAACCUUAAAUUUUCAAUAGCGGUGAUAGAUUAUUUAAUGAAAACGUUAUAAAUGACUCAAAUUAUUUUUAAGUAGCGUAAGAAUGAUGUUUAAUAUCAUAUUUUGAUGCUAGAAAAUUUUGGUGCACUUUCGUUCAUGCGAUCUUGAAAUCUAACCCGUUUUCUCACCACCUGUAUAAGUGUAACUUCAUUCAGAAUUUGGACUUUUAGCGCUUUCUUGUAUAUCUCCAAAACGACUCGAACGAAUUUUUUUUAAAAUCUCUUCACAUAAUCUUCAUAAUGUAUAUAAAAAUGUCUGUAACUUUCAUUAAGAUUGAUUCACUGCAACACCUUGAAAUUUCAAGAGAAACCUAUCCUACGAACCAGUCAAAAAUCUGUGUUACAAUAUUCACUGUUUUGACGUUAUGCUAAUUUUUCCAAAUUAAUGCGGACAAUACAUAUAUCCAUGACUAGUACAUUUCAGUGUGAGUAUUGUCAAUGUUUUACAUUCAAAAGAUGCGAUAAAUUCAAACUAAAAUGUACUAGUCAUGGAGGUAUGUAUAGUGCGCAUUAUUUUGGAAAAAUUAGCAUAACGUCAAAACAGUGAAUGUUGUAACGCAGAUUUUUGUCCGGUUCGUAGGAUAAGUUUGUCCUGAAAUAUCAAGGUGCUGCAGUGAAUCAAUCUUAAUGAAAGUUUCAGACAUUUUUAUAUACAUUAUGAAGAUUAUGUGAAGAGAUUUUAAAAAAAUUCGUUCGAGUCGUUUUGGAGAUAUACAAGAAAGCGCUAAAAGUCCAAAUUCUGAAUGAAGUUACACUUAUACAGGUGGUGAGAAAACGGGUUAGAUUUCAAGAUCGCAUGAACGAAAGUGCACCAAAAUUUUCUAGCAUCAAAAUAUGAUAUUAAACAUCAUUCUUACGCUACUUAAAAAUAAUUUGAGUCAUUUAUAACGUUUUCAUUAAAUAAUCUAUCACCGCUAUUGAAAAUUUAAGGUUUGAAAUAUAUUUUCGGUUUAGUCGAAUUCAAACAUGCAGAAUUUUUUACUUCUUUCGGAGAUUGUUUGCUAAACACCAAACUUUAAGUUCCUAGUGUUGGAUUUUCAGUAGCAGGUCUAGAUCACACAAAAUUUGGCUUUUAUCAAUUUCAAAGUUUUUUGUUUAUUGUUGUCAUAGUAAUAUCGAUUUUAUUUAAAACUACAUUUUCACAUAUUUCAAUCCAUAGCCAACUACUGGUAAAAAUUUUAUAGCGAUCGGACAAGGAAAAAAUCACUUUUAAGGCGAUUGAAAAAUAUCGGUAUCGCCUCUGAAAAACUGUAUCGAAACACCUUAAGCCAAAUGUCUUAAAACAGUCUUGAGCCCCGAAGUCUCUAAUUCAUAUAGUACCGGCCAUUUUUUAUCUUUGAGAAUAUGGCAUAUGUCAUCAAGUUUACCUCUUCUAAAUGUAUGCUGUUAUCACGUGCGUGGAGGAAGGGGUGGGGGAAAGCUUCGCUGUAAAGGUUGUGCUUGCCGGAAAAGUCCCUCCCACUACCCCCCAAAAGGUACCAGAAUCGCCUUUUGUGUGCUUACUUCGCUUAAAUUCAUUUUUACCCCCAAGAGGUACUAGCUCUGAAAAAAACAAUAAAUCAAAUGACAAUUUUGAACAGAGAGGGAAAAUUAAAAUAGAGCCGAUCCCGUUGACCAGCAACUAAUUCUCAUCAUUUUGCGGCUGAUCUGAGGUGAUUUCAGGUGAACUCUUUGAUUUGCAUCAACUUUUUCUACAGGUUCACUGUGCAUGCUCAAUAAAGAUAGAGAAGCCUCAUAACUGGCUUUUGGCGGAUCCGGUAAGUGAGUUCUUCCCUUCAGCGUUCUAAAAUCAACUGGUUAAAAAAUGAACUUCGACGACGCCCGCUUCCUGAUUAAUUUAAAACCGCCCACCACUGAGUUUGUUCUCAAUCGUCACGAUCUUACCGAAAAUAUGGAUGCAGCAUUGAGAAUACUACAGUUAUCUAUCGAGUUCAGGACUCAUUAGAUAAAUGAAUUUUUGAAGCGAUUGGGUAGUUUUAAGUUGUCCUUUGGCAAAUUUGCACUUACCUGAAAUGCAUGUAAAGCACAAAUCCAAGUUCUUGAUUAAACUCUCAACUAUAUCAGUCAAUAGUUACGAUUAUAAUUUAGAUUAUGAUUAUAAUCAUUGUUUACCAUUUUCGUUCAACUUAGAUCUCUUCAACUGGUCUGACUGUUCAACCUUCACAAGUGGUCAUGGGAUUUCAGCCACACAAAUCCAAUAGCAAUUUGACGCAGAAUUUAAUGGCAGAUUUAUUACCGUCUCAGGACAUAAAGGUUUGGAACAUUUUUCAUAUAUAUUUUUUUCUAUUUCUUGUUAUUGAUACAUUAACAAUUAAUGAAUGAGGCUGAGUAUCUUAUGAAGAAUUGUGGAGAUCGAGGAGGGUGUUAUCCGUCGAGGCCGUAGGCCGAGGCGGAUAAAACCCUCCGAGAUCUCCAUAAUUCUUCAUAUGAUACGAAAGCCGAAUUCAAGAAUUCUUUUAUUAUUCAUUCAAAAUAAUUCCUAGUUUAAAAACAUGGCUACUGAACAUGCUUACCUCCAUCGAUUCAUCGAUGUUGAGUUCAUCUUCGAUAGUGCUCGUUUAGGUUUGUCCAGCUCCGUAAAUAUUCUCCAAUUAGCAGAUGCCGCCCUUCGAGUUGUCUUCUUGCUGUUGACUUGCCAUGUUUUUAGCUAUUUUUUCGCCUGUAGUUCUUACUCUUGAAACUAGUGAAAUGGCCGCCAUUUUUCAAGUUCACAACCAAAACAACUUAACCUCGUCCCCAGGUCUUCUCGGUUAACGGUGCCUUAACUUGCGAAAACGCUGCAUUUUUGACGUCAUUUCCCCGUUAAACAUAAAAUUCUUCCAAAUUUAGUCAUCAGUAACUGGUUAUGGUGAAUUAAACGUGUGCUAAUCGGGAAAAUAUUUUGAAUGAAUAAUAAUCUAUAAUAAGCUGAACAAUCGUUCGAUUUUAAAGGACUCUUCAUUUCUUAUCUACGAUGCUGUCUGGACUGUUGCGCAUGCUCUUCAAGCGUUGAUAUCCAGUGGAGAAUGGGAAAACAGUUCAAGUGGAACAUUGCAGCUAUCACCGAAUGGCAUUUUUUUACUGGAGCAAUUAAAAAGGGUGAGCAACUGUUGCCUGAUUUCUUUCAAAAUGCAUUUUCGCUAUGAUAUAUUGCAUUCAGGUGAAUUGUAAGCCUGGUGAUUAUAUGAGAAUAAUGUAAGUUUAUUUUUUCUUUCAGUAACACAGGCGGUUAGAUAGAAAAACAACAACAACAACCUAUGUAUAUGUUAUGGUUCAGUUUUAUCCUUGGUUUAAAUUAUUUUUUCUUUUGAUUUGGGGAACGGUAAUGUAUGGUAAUGAGUUUGAAAGAAAAGGAAAUAGAAUUUAAACUAAGAAUAAAAUUGAACUACAAAAUAUACGUUUUAAAAUUUGUAGCUUUUCUCUGCACGCCUCGACUAUUUACUAACAAGUAUAUUAUCCUUUAUUCUCGCAUAUUUUGUAACCGUCAGGUUGAAAUAAAGGGAACCACGGAUCUCAUCCAGUUUAACAGCUCAGGAACUCGGAUUAACAGCAAAUUGGAUAUCAAGAACCUUCAAAAUAAUAAGUUUGUGACGGUAUGUAACGUAAAGGAACGUAACGUAACGUACUGUGAUGUUGCGGAUGAGGGGACAUCAAAAUACGUGUCCGCUUUACGUUAUACAGUAACAGUAAGCGCUUGGACUUAAGCAUAUUAUUGGUGCCUCACCUUGGUUGUCAGGCCAAAUAUGAGAUGGCUGUAACCCACCCAACCUAUGAAAUCAUGUCAUUUUAUGCAAAGUCAAGUUGUUUGGUUUGGUUGUUCUGUUUAAGGCCGAUAUUACAUUAGAGAUCAUACUAACUUUUUGUUCCGCACUCAACAGUUCAUUUUGACGUGGUGUACAUAUAAAUUGGGGGGAAUAUUUCUUCGCGUAGGUUAUUUCCUAUUUGGGGGGUAGUGAUAAAUUUCAAACAUUAGAGCCAGAAAACAAAUCAGUACCAUAACAUUCGUUCAUAACGAGCUAAAAUUAAAAGUGUGAAGGGUGUAUUUUUUUUAUAAGAACAUCUCAGUCACUGUGUUGUCCAUACCCCAGGCGCGACGUAAGCAAGUUCCAAUGCCCUUCUUUGUCAUCAUUUUGAGAAAGAAAAAGUUCCAGAGCUAGAAAAUUUGGAGAAAGAGAGAAAUCAUUUGACACCACGAACUAGAUAAGAAUUGAUUUUCUGAUUUUUAAAGGUUAAUGUAUUGUGUAAAACGUAAAUAGGUUGGCCAGUGGAGUUCUUCUCAGCACAAGCUUCAAAUCAGUAGCAGACUUCAACAAAACAAAGAGACUGCCGGGAUAGUUCCCCUGGACAAACUUAACAGGCGCCUCAAAGUAGCUGUUGUUAAGGUAAAGGACCCACUGAAAAGCGCCAUGGCGAGUUGUACCCCCUCUUUAAAUAUAUAACAAUUAUUGGAUGAGGCGGAGUUUCAUCUGAAGAAUUAUGGAGAUCGAGGAGGGUGUUCAAAUGAUAGGAAAGCCGAAUUCCAUAACUGUUUUAUUAUUCAUUCAAAAUAAUUCCUAGUUAAAAACAAGCUAAAACAUACUUACCUCCAUCGAUAUUAAAAUAAUCUUCAAUUACAUGUUUAUCGGCAAGUUUAGGAGAUAAAAGGUUGUUCAUUACUGCAGAAAAAUAUUCGCCAAAUAGCAGAUGUCGUCAGUCGAGUUGUCGUCUUGCUGUUCUUGCUAUGUUUUUUGCCAAUAGCUCGCCCGUUUCUUCCUCGUAAAACAAGGGAAGUGUUUCGCUAUUUUGUACUCACUACCAGUUGAAGACAACUCAACCUCGUCCUUGUCCUAAUGUUUUAGGAGACACAUUUGUUUGACACGAAGCUGUAUAUAAUUUGUCAAGUUCCACAGCGAACUGGCAUAAUUAAUUUUAAAAUGACACAGCUCCUUUAAAUUCAGAUUUUUGGCAGUCAUUUUUUUUUUCUUUUUUUAGGAUGCUCCGUUUGUGAUGGUGAAUAAAGAUGGCGAACUGGAAGGCUUUAGCAUUGACCUUAUUAAGAAGAUCGCUGACAUGCUUUCCUUUAGAUAUGACAUUUAUCUAUCCCCUGACGGUCUUUACGGUGGUGGGAACGAGAAAACAGGCUAUACAGGAAUCGUAGGAGAAAUCACGGAGAAUGUGAGUACCAGAAAACAAUUCGCCUAGCGAAAUAAUGACAACUGCUUUAAGGAGCUGUAUCACGAAACGUAGCCACAUUGUGCCACUGGCGGGGAGUGAGACAGAAAAUAAUCACUUAACCCUUUAAUUCCCAAUGGUGUCCAACAUCAAUUUUCUCCUAACCAUAUCCAUUGAUUGUCAAGAGAUUAGGUUAUGAGUAUUAAUAAAUUGAUCACCUAAGAGAAAAUGCUUUGAUCUUUCAUCAAAUUCUCUCUACUUAUUCUUUAAGGAAAUGUGUAGAGAUCAGUUUGGAGAAUUUGUAUGUGGAUAGGGGGCUUAAAGGGUUAAAGCAUUUGAGAAAGGUUUAGACUGACAAAGAAAAUACAAAUGAUGGCACGGAUGGGCAAAAUUGAAGAUAAAUAAAUGGAUUAUUCAGUUUGAGUUUCUGAAUCGUAUUUACCUAAAAGUGUUUCAAAAUUACGCCUCAGUGCUGUUGCUUAUAUCUUAUAACAUGACGCGCUGGGGACAAAUAUUCUGAAGCAUUAAAGUCCAUUUCAGAGUAGAUACGAGUAUGAUUUAUUAGCAAUGAAACUAAAUGGACCAGGCUGUCGUGGCAUAGCCUCCCUAGCUAACGUUCGUAGCCUGUCACGGCCCUUUAAAUGGGUAAUUAUCAUUGAUAAUCAGCUUUCUCCGCAUUUCGCUAGAUGAAAGAAUUGUCGUUGCAUGUGCAGUCCUCAAGAGAUAGAUACGGUGAUAGAGCUACAUGGGGAACGAAAAAAUACUUUUUUUACGGUAAUUGGAUUUUUUUUACCAUGAAAAUUAAUUUCCCGCUUGCAGCGAGCUGACCUUUCCACAUCGCCGCUGACCAUCAAUUCCGAGAGACUGGAAAUACUGGAUUUUAGCAAGCCAUUCAUGCAGUUCACAAUGAGUUUAAUCACCAAGAAACUGGACACUAAUGAUCAUGACCUGACUACCUUUAUGCUACCCUACUCCACUGAAGUCUGGCUGCUUACGCUCAUGUGUCUUCUGUUGGUGGCAGUGUUAAUGUACUUGGUAAAUUUCUUCAGCCCAUAUGGUCAUCGAUCGCGUCAUAGGCAUAGGCAUCUCGCAGAGACUGGUGAAGAAUUCGACUUCUACAACAGUUUAUGGUUUUGCCUCGCUUCCAUGUUACAGCAAGGAGCGGAUCAGACGCCAAAAUCAUUUUCAGGUGAAUUUUAACAUUCGGUGCACCGGCUGAAAUACUCCCUAUAUUGCCCACGACCUGCUGCUGCAGCAGUGCUAAGACAGUUCAAUGCUCUCUUCGCUGUAAAGAAACCCACAGAACGUUGUAUUGGGCAUUUUCUAGGGUAGAGAAGAGACUAGAUUAACAUUAGUUCAAAAAUUUUCCUUAAAUUUUCCUCAAAAUGCCAGUUGUAGUGUUGUCAAAAGGUUACAAGGAUACACCAAAAAAAUCCAGAAUUCGGGUCGUUAACAGAACAAAAUGAUAGAUGAGCAGAAGAAAAAAUCAUCCACCCCCGGUGGGACUCGAACCCACAACCUUUGAAUUAGAAGUCCAACACGCUAAUCCAUUGCGCCACGGGGGCUACACGUAUGUUUGUGGAAAUAUUUUAUUUUUAUGAAAUAAUUUACAUUUUCUUUGAUAAAAUUUUAGUUUAUCCUUCUUUGCGUUAGCCAUUGGUUGUUUUGUGUACUGACCAAAUGAUGGUACCUGUUAUAGGAGAAAUACCAUUUGAUCAAUUAAAAGCAAAUAAGGAAAAGAAAGCCAUUUUCCUUUUUUCCUGUUCACUGAAUUUACUCUUUGUUUGCAAGUCGAUAUGAAAUACAAUACAAUAAACUUAAACUAAUAUCUUGAACUGUUUAGACCCGAAUACGGUAUCGCAACCACAAGAUGCAUGAGAAAAUCAGCCGAAUUUCCACCUAAUCAUUUCAGCAACCUUGAUGUACUUCGUUAGCCGUUUUGAGACGAAUAGGUUCGCAGCAAUUAGUUUAAACACGUCGAUUGAACUACAGUCGACACCCUUUCCCGGACCAGGCUGAAUAUUCUUAUUUAUUGUAUAGAUACUGAUGAAAUUCCAAGAUUUUUCCUUUUACUGAAAAAUCAUAUUUUCAUCGCGCGCAGUGAAGAUACUAUUUUUAUUUUUCAUGUGUGAGGAUAUUGGUGUCGCCAUGGUUACUAACAUGAUUAGCCAAUUAUUGCCUCUAUUUCUCCUUUAUAACUUUAUAUCCGAGUUUCAUAACAUUUUUGUGACAGGUAUUUUGCGACAGGUGACCACUUUAAUGUGAGAGAAGAUAAAAUUCGUAUCCCCGCGCGGCCAUGUAAUAUCCUCUAUUUUUCCGCCGACUUUAAACUGAAAUAUUUUUUUAUAUUAUUAUUAUAUUAUAGCUUACGACAUUUCCGUUUUAGAAUAUAUUGGGGUAUCAUUUACAGUUAGUGCAGGUUUUUUCCAUUUUGUUGGCUAGUUUGGCCGUUUGGAAAAAGGAAUAGUUGUAAAACAUGUAGUUUUAUUGCAUUUAUUGAUUUCAACACACAACAUUAUAUCCUUUUCCUAAUCUCAGCCUUAGGUUUAUUCUUAAAAAUAUUCUUAAAAUUUGGCAAAUUUCAGCCUCAAUGAUCUUAUAAAAUAUAUUCUUAUAAAAGAAAAGAGUGUAUGCACUUGCAACUUGUCAAAAUGCCACUUCAGUAUUAACGACCACUUUCUCGCAAUGCCAAUUAACGCUUUCAUAUUGAAGGUACUAUAGUUGGAACUAUCGUAAUUGACAACCUCCGCAGGCUUCCUUAAGUCUUGUAAUGGUCUCUUACGUGUAGCUUGCAGAACAGGCCUAGGAGUUAUUUUUGAUAGCCUUUUCAGGAGAGCGAGAGCAAGUGCGAGGUGGGCUGUAGAGCGCCAGACACGCGCGACGGAAGGGAUCGAGGCGCGUAAUUCGUGCUAAAUUCGUCUGCCCAUACCCCAAUCGCGUUUUGUCCCGUUCGCCUUGAACGGACUACUCACAUGAAAUAUGUUAGUACCCUCUGUAUACUAUAUUGAUUAUAGUCAUUAAAAGGGCAGGUAACGCUGACUGGAUAAUAUUUAAUAAUUAUUCCUCGAGCCCGAAUGGGCCGAAUGGGCCGAAGGCCGAAUGGGCUAUUGACUCGGAGGCCAUGAGGGCGAGAGGAAUAAUUGUUUUAGUAAAAUCCAGCUAGUUGGUCAAAAAUAACGAGAAUAAGAAAAAUUUAGCUUGUUAAAGCUAGACUUUAAUCCUUUUUUGCCGCCAAAAAGCCUGCGCUUUUCGCUACUAGUGGGCUAUAACAUAUAGCCUAGUAGUGGCUCAACUAAUCAGAACGCAGCAUUGAUAACAGACCACUAGUUGGAUUUUACUGCCACUGAAUCAAUGAUUUAUCCUUUGUACAGCGCUAUUCGCAGUUCUUUGAACAACUUGGCCCUGAUUUGCAGUUAUCUUAUCCCCAGGUCGUGUUCUAGCCGGGUGCUUCUGGUUUUGUAUUCUGAUCUGGAUAUCGACCUACACAGCAAAUUUAGCGGCCUUUUUCACCGUCCGAAACAGUGAGAGGCAAAUCAACACAUUGGAGGAUGUUGUGGAGGGAAAUUAUCCAUUUUAUAUCCUGCGUGACAGUGCUAUUUUUGAGUUCUUUCGCGUUGCCGAUUAUCACACCUAUAGAAAGCUCUGGGAACGAAUGAACGCUGAAGAUACUUUUGUGAACUCUACUGACGAAGGCUAUGCGACGACAAGAAAGGUUCAGAAUGCGGUGUUUAUGUCAGAGGAACCAUCGACGGAAUAUACGAUCAUGCAAAAGCCUUGUGAUUUGAGGACAGGUAUGAUUUCAUUUCUAACAAUAGACCAUUAUAUUGUUUCUUGUAGUAAAUCAAAAUUAAGGUGGAAUUUUUGAAAUUUACUUCAUUGAUACACAGGAAAAAAAUCUUUUGGCGGUGAAGUCGCGGCCAUAAAGGAGAGCCUCCACAAGCGAAUUAUUUAGUAUUAAUAAUAAUAAUAAUAAUAAUAAUAAUAAUAAUAAUAAUAAUAAUGAUAAUCAAGAUGAUGAUGAUGAUGAUGAUGAUGUGAUGAUGAUAAUGACUGACAAAAAUUGAAUCGCUGACCCCGACGUGAUUUGAACACGCAGCCUUCUGAUCUGGAGUCAGACGCGCUACCAUUGCGCCACGGAGUCAACUACAGAAGACAUCGCUCACUAAAGUGGUGAUUUCCUACAACGCCCAGGAAAGUUUCGACCGUCUCUUUGAUCGCAUUUCGUAUCAAUGUACUCUACUAAGGAAUUUUGAUAUUAAGCGUCUUAUUCAUUACUCGCUUGAAUUCACUUGGUUUCACAACCAUAACAACCAACCAAUAUAAAACGGUUGCCUCUCCGUUCACCUGCGAUCAUUCCCCCCUCCCUUUUCUCCUUACUUCUCAAGAGAAGAAGGGUUCUUUUCUACCCAACAACUAAACAAUACUAACUUUUAUCUCUCAUCCACAGUUAAAAAUCAUCAGUCAGAGUGAAACGAUUAAAAGUUUAACUAAUUUAAGCUAACAACACAAAAAGUUCUAACAACGAUAAGGAAUAAUAAUUGUAAAAAAAAAAAUGCACCUGCUUUCCAUGGCUCGAAAAAUGGUUAUGCGCACCUACCCCUCCCCCCCACCCCCCCCCAAGCCAACAUUUUGCCCUAAAAGAGAAGUAAGUGUUAAUAUUAGCCUAGGGGAGGGGCCGGGGAAGGUGGGCAGUUUCCCAGAAACGUAUCAAUGAUCCGUUGUAAACCGUGUACCAUACUUCAAAAGAAAUCACUGCAGCCGGAUUAGAAGAGAAAAGAAUUCGCGCAUGCCGAAGCUCAACUAUACCUCUCCUCUAAGGAAAAAAAAGAUUAAACAAACCCGUACUCCUGAAGGCUAUCUCCUCUCAAUAUAACAGCCACGUACCCUUCUCUUUGUGAGGAAAAGAGAUUGUAGAUGACUCCGUGGCGCAAAGGUAGUGCGUCUGACUCCAGAUCAGAAGGCUGCGUGUUCGAAUCACGUCGGGGUCAGCAUUUUCAAAGCCCCUUAUUUAUUUAUUUAUUUAUUUAUUUAUUUAUUCAUUUUUGCGCAUACAAUCCCUUAUCUUUCUCGCCAGAAAUCAAAACCUGUACCUUAAUAUGAUAAAUGGCAGAAACGCUUUUAAGAACAGAAAUAUCGCAAUUUAUAGGGUGUCCCAAGUUCGUUCCUCUAAUUUCAUGCACUAUAACUUUUGAACAAAACUUUAUUUCUUCAUCAGAGAAAAUAUCUAAACGAUGUUUAUUGCUCUGUCGAGUCCUUGUAUUCAGAAGUUCAGUAACCGGCACGCCCCCUUUGUUUGGUUGUUUGGUUUUGUUUUUUUUUUUUAUCACGUUCCGUUAAGACGUUGCGGCAUGGAGGGCGGAUAAGUCAUACAGCGCCGGUGGAGGUCCAGAUGAUCCAUUUUGAUCAUUUUUAUCACCUCAGUGGUACACAGGAGCCAUUUCGACCCCAAACAAUUUCAUGUUUUAGAUUAGGCAGCUGAAAAAAAAAUCCUUUAGGCAUUCAUCCAAAAAAAAAGCCUUUCCGCAGUAAGGCUUUUGUACUUCUUUCUAAAUUUGAGACGAGAUGAACGUUAACGUUGCUUGACAUACUGAACAGAACCUUUUUUGUUAUCUCAGCAGCUCUCAGGGGCCUCCUACUCUUCGCUUUUCAUGACCCUGGUCCAGACUAAGCUUGCUAACUGUUGUAAGAGCUACCUGGUUGAGUUCCUCUUUUGUACCUAGCCUUCUUUAAAACUGUUUUAGCUGCUUUAUUCAGGACUUUCGGUCUUCCUCUUUGUUUCUUGUCUUCAAAACCUUUAUUUCGUGUUGACCAUUUAAUCUCCCAACUUUCAGAUUUUCGAAGUUUUUUUAGCAAUUUCUUUAACUGAUAAGCCCAUAGACCGAAGUAUUCAUGGUUAUGCUUUCACGUAACUGAGCAUUUUUGCGUUAUCUUUCAUGAUAUUCACAAAAAACAAGGAAGGAGUUCGAGCAAUUAGUGCUACAAAAAAAUUAUGUGGCGGGAAAAUAUACUCGCGCACGCGCACUUUUGGCGCGAGAGUACACAAAUCGAAUAUCCGAGCCGAAAGAUGACACAUCAAGUAUGAAAGAUUAAAUUAGAUGGAAAAGACAAGAAUUUUCUUUCAACAAUUUGCUUAUAUCAAGUCAAAUUGUACUUCAUUACAGAGACGUCUGACUUAUAAAGAAGAGGAACGAACUUUUGGGACACCCUGUGAUUGAAUUGAAUUGAUUUAUUUUGUUGCAGUGCAUGGCCUUCUUGGGGCUGGAAGUUAUGGUGUGGCUAUGCCUAAACACUCUCCUUAUAUCAGGAAUAUUUCUGUAGCGAUACUGAGACUGCAGGAGACGAGUGUGUUAGACAGUUUACAUAGAAAAUGGUGGGAAUACAAAAGUCAUUGUCCUAAGGACAGCAGCAAAAGAGGUAGGGCGUCAGGGUUUGAAUCAAGCGCUUUAAAACACUAGGCCAGUGUUGAUGGUCGAAUCGUUGACCCGUUUGUAAGUGAAAGAGAACCAAGAGACUAUAAAGGGGACAGAGAGGGCAUCCCCCAUAUACACCCUAUUCCAUAGGUAAUUCGUCUCGAGUUAUUGUUAACACCACAGAUCUCAAGGGGGAUUAGACAACAGCCAAUCACAUAGCGCGAAUGUGUUCCGCGUGGAUGACCCACGCUGAGAACCACGCGUCCUUCACGAAAUGACGCAGAACAAAAUGGGGGAAGACGCGGAGAGCGAUUUUGCUAUUCCCUUUGUCGAGGAAAACGACGACAGCGAGAUUUCUGCGAAAGCUGUGUCAGCGAAACCGAAAUUAAAAAAGAAUCGCCCUUCCUCUCUUGUAUAGAGCUAACAGUAGAGCAGGGAAAUCCUUAACACACUGAAUAUUCUCUCAGGAUCAUUUAUAAUUUACAGUUUGAAGAGAGCAAUUUCUGGUUUGAUGUUUAUUUUUUUCAGUCUUUAUAGCGAUUAUUCCUACCCACUUACUUUGUCAAUUGUAGGCGAACCCUCCUAAAGCUGAAUUUCAAGGGACCAUAUUCAAGCUCAGAAAGAGAAAUAAAAUUUCGUCGUUGCUUAUUUACGUCCUCCAUAAAACGCGAAAUUAGGCAUUUUCACGUCGUAGUCGUGCAAAAACGGGAAAGAAAUGAACAAAAAAGUGUGUUGCACGUGCGAAGUUGUUGUUUUGCUAAUUAAACCUAUUGUUUUUUUGACGUUCUAGUUGUCGUCCGCGUCGUUGGAUCUUAAACUCCCUAAAUUGUACAAACGACCGGUUUCAAUAGACCGGCGAAAUUUCUCAUUUUAUUAAAGCACUGAGGUUACGACAACUUCGAGUUAAACUGAUUUCACGGGUUGUCAAAGAGUCCAGCGAUUCCUUUUUCCCAGGUGAGCGCCGACUCAUUUCGCUUCAAUAUUCAGGAAUGCUCUCGAUCUUUUUACGCUUUCAUUGCCUCUCGCCCGACAUGUUUUGCACGGCGUUUGGUCAUGCGAAACCUCCACGAAACAUCCACGCCUCGCGCGAGGUAACUUUAUCCCGAUUCUAAAAAUAACUCGAGACGAAUUACCUAUGGAACAGGGUGUAUAUGGGGGAUGCCCUCUCUGUCCCCUUUAUAGUCUCUUGAAGAGAACAUAAUUAAGCCACCGUUAUAUUAGCAGUCUGUUGGUCACAGUGACUGUCAAAGCCUCGUAAAGUGACAUAGCUUGCCUAUAAGGUAGUUUUCUUCUCUCUUUUUCUCUGCUUCUUUAUUUUUCCUUUCCUUUUUUCCUUACUUUUUCUUUUUGUUGUGUUUAUAGUUUGUGUUUGGUUAAGUAAGAGAUACAGCUGCUCGGACAGCUGAACGGAAGUCAAAUGAGAAAAUGAUGGGGGGUGAGGCAAGAAAAAGAAGACAUAGCCGGAACAAAUUUCGUAGGUUCAAUGGAGGCUGUUUUUCUGUCUGUCCCCCGCCCCCCUCCCCCUAUCGUUUUUUCGUUUGACCUCGGAUCAGCUUUCUCUUCCAUUUGCUGUAUCCCUUACUUCACAAAACGUAACCUGCAGUGCAGGCGUAUUUUGGGUGAGCGAAACCUUGUUCGUGUUCGUAAUAUUGUUGUAGCCGCCAUCUUUGAUUUUAUGACAGUGGAAGAUUGGGGAGAGUAGAAAUAGUAACCCUUACGGUAGGUGCGAGGGCGAAAGAAGGAAAGUGGGGAGGGGGAGGGGAGAAAAAAAAUACGGCGUUUUCUCUUCUCUCUCCCCGCCCCUUCCCCGCUCCCUUUGACUCGCCCCAUCUCCUCCUCUCUUCGGGAAGUUUCAUCAUGGCGCUUUCGCGCGCAAAUUGCGCGCUCAAAGAAAACGCCUGCACUGCAGGCUACACAAAACGCAAACGAAAAACACACCAAGAAAAACAGCCUGCUACGCAGGCUAGGGCCAAGGCCCAUCGUCGAACUUUUUAGCAGAUGGAUAGAACAUAUUGGUUUUUCUAAACUUAUCCAAGCGAAGUUAACUGAGACAGGGGGACACGCCGGUCAGCCUGUUGCUAAUAGGGCGCUUAAGCAACAACGACGGCGACGGCGACGGCGACGGCGACGGCUACGAAAGCGUCACUUAAAAAGUAUAUCCGCGCUGCCUCAAACUUUAUCGCGAUUAUUCCAUCUUUUUUAAUUCAUCAAAUGCUGUUAUUUCUUUGGAGUUUAAUUCUAAAGGAUUCAUAUCAAAGUUCAGGAAAAGAAAAGGACAGUUGUUGUCUUGUGUUCCCGUCCUCAAUCAACAAAUCGUGAAAUUGGGCAUUUUCACGUCGUAGUUUGCAGUGACGGCAAAGAAAUGUACAAUAAAAGCGUGAUGAACGUGGAAAGUUGUUGUUUUUGCCAAUCUAAACCCGUUGAUUUUUUUGUCGUUCUCGUUGACGUCGCCGUCGUUGUUGCUUAAGCUCCCUAAUGUGUCUUCCCUGUCCCAGGCAACAGUUCCAGAAGUGUUUUCGAAAGUUAACUCGACCCGAUUUCCUUUUUAUGUCUAAAGUGGCAAAUUGAGCUUGAAUUUUUUAAAUAUCACAGCUGUAGGUGACAGCAAGAGGAUUCAGCUGGAAAACAUGCUGGGAGUCUACCUUGUGCUGGCUGCAGGUGGAUGCUUCUCUGUUAUUCUGGUAUUAGUAGAGAUAUGGUGGAGGAAACAUGGGCGUCACUGUGUAGCUGUGUUGCGCACUAAGCUUUCAUUCAUGAGGUACGCCGCUCAGUCAGGGACUAUACAGGGGCUUUGAUUUGGGGAGUGCAGGAGUCAGAGUGCAAUUUUGGUUUUUGGAAACUUGUAAGACUAACAGUACCCUGCGAGCAGAGGCACUUAUCUAGGAAGAUCGAAGGGCCUCUGCUCGCAGGGUAGACUAACAGGUUUUAACCUGUGGAUACCGGAAAUGUAUCCAAAGGGUUUUUGUGAUGGGUUUCGAUAUGCAAAUGUGUCACUCGCUCACUUUACGUUGACAGAGAUCGGCUCUUCGGCUCCAACCCGAACUCCUUGCCCUAAAUGAAAACGACAUAGUUCGUAGUUGCCGAACUAGGGCUCCUGAGCAUUGUUCACUCCCGCAUCCAAGAUAACCUAAAAAGAGUUUUCAAUGCAUUUACAAUAGGAAGAAACCGUCGUUGGGUGCCCCUGAUAGGUAAGAUACGGACAUAAAAAAAGUUUUUUAUUAUCAUUGUUAUUUUACAGAGAGAAGACUUCGACAAUUAUUCGCGCAUAUCCCUCUUCUGUUCAAACCAGGGAUGACGAAGCAGAUCACAAAGACGACUACGACAAUGAUAUGUACGAAGGAACUCCAUGCUAGAUGCCCUACAUUUUAUUUGUUAUAUUUGUACUUGCAACGAUCUCCCAUAUAACUUUUAAAAAGCU
Messenger RNA from Porites evermanni, 18060 nucleotides. The record is from the annotation of a GenBank genome assembly. NCBI's taxonomy places the organism in Eukaryota, Metazoa, Cnidaria, Anthozoa, Scleractinia, Poritidae.